This is a messenger RNA of Erythranthe guttata (spotted monkey flower), 2329 nucleotides long. RefSeq names its product J-domain protein required for chloroplast accumulation response 1 (gene JAC1). The record is from RefSeq and is a predicted model, not a curated record. Gene Ontology annotation, biological process: clathrin coat disassembly; clathrin-dependent endocytosis. Lineage: Eukaryota; Viridiplantae; Streptophyta; Magnoliopsida; Lamiales; Phrymaceae. Gene Ontology annotation, molecular function: clathrin binding. Gene Ontology annotation, cellular component: cytoplasm; intracellular membrane-bounded organelle; vesicle.
AUUUUAUUUAUUUAUUUUUAGUUUCACUUCUUCUGAAGAAAGAAAUCUUGAGGAACCAUCAAGGGAUUUCCCGCCAAAUCCUAGUUUUCUUGUUUUGAAAUAUUCCUCAAUUUUGGUGCGCCGCCGCCGAUGGAGAAGUUCGUGUACCGCGGGAAUAAUUUUCCGGCGAAUUCGCCGGCGGCUCAGUCCAGAAGCUCGGAGGAUUUGGACUUCGACGACGUCUUCGGCGGCCCGCCGCGGCGGUUCUCGAUGCAGGAGGUGAAAGUGAGGUACAGUUUCGGCGGCGGAGCCACCGCCGCCGAAUCGGAGGAGGAUGAGGAGGAGGAGGAAGGCGGAGCUUCCGCUUCUUCGUCGUCGCCGUGGAGCUCUCGGAAGGAGAAGCCCGUCUUCGGAGAAGAGAGCGCGUCGCAGAGAAAGCGAAAUCCGGGCGGCGAUUUCUUCGACGAUAUAUUCAAAGGCGGCGGCGGCGAUUCUUACCCCUCCCCAAGGAGAUCCGAUACAUUCGGGUCGAAUCCGGGCUCGAGAAUCAUGAGCCCGGCCCGCCCUUUGCCCCCUAAACCCGACCCUUUUGGCUCUUCUCCAUCUGCUCCGUUCAGUUUGCCGGGCAAAUCGACGAAAGGCGUGGAGCUCCCGGCAUUUUCGUCCCGUAAUUAUUACAGCAGCGUAAAUGGAUUGAACAGCCCACGCUCUUCGAGUUCUUUAUCAAGAUUCUCGAAUCAAGCAGUUCAUCCUCAGCGCGCAUUGUCUCGUGAAGCGUCUUUCAGCAGUGAAGAUUCUGUCAAAUCCGAUCAAAAGGAAUCUUUCGACAACUCGAAGAAGGAGUCGGCGAAAAACGGCGAUCAGUUUCACUUCUCGAUUUAUAAAUGGGCGGGGAGAGGUGUCCCUAUGCUAAUGACGUUUGUCGGAGGCGGCGGUAACAAUUUGACGAAAAGUAAUUCGAAAUCGAAUGACAACGUUAAAUACGAACGGAGUGCGAGUUACAACGGGAGAUUGAUGGAGAACGAGUUCUUGAAAAUGGAAAACGAACCGAAAGAUUCUAUUGGAAGUGUUCGUGUUGUUGAUAUAAAAGAAGAACAAGUUGGAUCAAAGAAGAUUGAAAAACGAGUCUACACGAAUGUAGAAGACUCUCUCGAGUCCGAAGUGAAACCUCUUCGUGCAGGAAAUGUGACUAAUGUGCGUGAGAGCAAACACGUGACGAAAAACGAGGGAACAAGAACUGAUUCAAGAAACGAUUCGGGGGUGACUUCUCGGAGAAGUAAGGUCAAAGGAAAGGUGAGAGAUUUUGUUCAGAUUUUCAACCAGGAAACCGAGUCAACUCCUAAAGCCGAUGUUCAGACGAAAAGUCAAAGUUCUAGGUGGAAAAACGACGUAGGCGUUGACCAACAAAAAGAGAGUGAAGUAAUUCCGAAUGAAGCUAGAAUUAAAACGGUAGAUGAUUUGCGUAAUGUUGUAGAUAGGAAAAAAGAUGUUCCGGAUAAGGUGGAUGAAAAACCGAGCAAAAUCGAAACGGAGCAAUACUCAACUACGAAGACUCCGAUGCAUAAUAAACCCGAGAGCUCUUCUAUUAAUCAGGAGAAAGCAUUUUCAUCAGAGACGUUACACACGGAUCCGAAGAUUUCAGUGGAAAACUCGGACGAUGCUUUUGAAGUCAACUUUAUGGUUCAGGAAUUAUCGGAGGAUCACGAUAAAGUUGCAGAGAGCGAAAUUUCCGAUGACACAAAAGCUAUUGAUGCGAAAAUUCGACAAUGGUCAUCUGGGAAGAAAGGGAAUAUCCGCUCGUUGCUAUCGACUUUGCAAUACGUUCUUUGGCCGGAGAGUGGAUGGAAAUCGGUACCCCUUGUUGACCUAAUCGAAGCAAAUUCGGUAAAGAGAGCUUAUCAAAAAGCUUUGCUUCGUUUACACCCUGAUAAGCUUCAGCAGAAAGGCGCGGCUUUUCAUCAGAAAUACACUGCCGAAAAAGUUUUCGAUAUUCUGCAGGAGGCAUGGGACCAUUUCAACACUUCCUCCUCUUUGAACUUGUGAAGAAACAAGGACAAUUCCUAGUUGUGCAGAUAUGUAAAUAUCAUUUUGACAGAUAAAAAAAAAAAAUGGUAUAGAUUGGAUUUUCAUAGAGAUUAUGAGUAUAAUGAUUAUAAUCAUACUUGUUUUGUAAGAAUAUUUAUUUAUUAUUUUUUUUUUACAGAAAAGUGUUGUAAUAAAUGAAAAAAGAAAAGAGACGAGAAUCAUAUAAUAGUGUCUUUAUAGUGUACUAAGAGAAAACUUGUUGAGAAAUGAUCUCAAGUCAAAAUGUAUAAUAGCUUUUCUUGCGCAAUAUUCAAAGGCGAAAUAC